This is a messenger RNA of Branchiostoma belcheri (Belcher's lancelet), 3496 nucleotides long. RefSeq names its product dolichyl-diphosphooligosaccharide--protein glycosyltransferase subunit STT3B-like. Gene Ontology annotation, molecular function: dolichyl-diphosphooligosaccharide-protein glycotransferase activity. The record is from RefSeq and is a predicted model, not a curated record. The transcript has 17 exons. Bases 41 to 2428 code for a protein of 795 amino acids. Gene Ontology annotation, biological process: post-translational protein modification. Lineage: Eukaryota; Metazoa; Chordata; Leptocardii; Amphioxiformes; Branchiostomatidae. Gene Ontology annotation, cellular component: membrane.
GCCGCUCUGUGAUUGGUCCAGCGGUAGAACGUGUUCCAAGAUGGCGGGGGAGAGCAACAUCCGCACGGCCUUGUCCAACCCUGCCGGCUGGCAGUCCCUUCUCUCCUUCUCCAUCCUCGCCCUGGCCUACCUGGCCGCCUUCAGCAGCCGCCUGUUCGCCGUCAUACGCUUCGAGAGCAUCAUCCACGAGUUUGAUCCGUGGUUUAACUACAGGUCCACGCACCACCUGGUCAACUAUGGCUUCUAUAACUUCCUCAACUGGUUUGAUGAGAGAGCGUGGUAUCCUCUAGGGAGGAUAGUAGGGGGGACGGUGUACCCAGGUCUGAUGGUAACAGCAGGCACCAUCCACUGGUUACUCAACAGUCUCCACAUCACUGUACAUAUCAGAGAUGUCUGUGUGUUCUUAGCUCCAACCUUCAGUGGGUUGACAUCCAUAGCAACAUACUUGUUAACCAAAGAAUUAUGGAGCCAAGGGGCGGGGCUACUAGCAGCAUGCUUCAUCGCAAUAGUUCCUGGCUACAUCUCCAGAUCAGUAGCAGGGUCUUAUGACAAUGAGGGAAUCGCCAUCUUUGCCUUACUUUUUACUUACUUUCUAUGGGUUAAAUCAGUAAAGACAGGGUCUAUAUUCUGGGCAGGAUGUACAGCAUUGGCAUAUUUCUAUAUGGUGUCUGCCUGGGGAGGGUAUGUCUACAUCAUCAACCUCAUCCCGCUGCACGUGUUUGUACUGCUUCUCAUGGGCAGGUUCUCCUACAGGAUAUUUGUGGCGUACUGUGCGUUCUUCAUCCUGGGGCUGCUGCUGUCCAUGCAGAUCCCCUUCGUCGGCUUCCAGCCAAUCAGGACCAGCGAACACAUGGCGUCAGCCGGUGUGUUUGCCCUCCUGAUUGCGUACGGGUUCCUGAAGUACCUGCACACGCACCUGAGUAGUCUCACCAAGUCUGAGAUGAGGUCGCUCUUCUUCUUCGCUGUAGCUGCUUCAGCGGCCGCAGUCCUCAUGGCUGUGGUGUACCUGACGUAUGCAGGUUAUGUUGCACCAUGGAGUGGGAGAUUCUACUCUCUAUAUGACACGGGGUAUGCUAAGAUCCACAUCCCGAUCAUCGCGUCAGUGUCGGAGCACCAGCCGACCACCUGGGUCUCCUUCUUCUUCGACCUGCACGUGUUAGUCUGCACGUUUCCCGCCGGCGUCUGGUUCUGCAUCAAGAAGAUUAACGACGAGAGAGUCUUCAUUGUGCUGUACGCCAUCAGUGCCAGCUACUUUGCCGGAGUGAUGGUUCGUCUCAUGCUGACCCUGACGCCUGUGGUCUGCAUUCUCUCCGCCAUCGCGUUCUCUAACGUACUGGAACGCUACCUCGUGGACGACACGCCGAAAGUCCACCACAUCGAGGACGAAAGCGAAGAUGACGAAGAGGGUGACAAAAGAAACAAAAGCAAAGAUCUGUAUGAUAAGGUAACCAAAACAGCAGGGAAGGUGAGGAAGAUUCGCCACGAGCCCAGCGGGGAGCCGGAGAGUCUGGGCGGGAACGUGAAGACCAUCGUGGUGAUGGCGGUCAUGAUGAUCCUGAUGAUGUUCGCGGUGCACUGCACCUGGGUUACCAGCAAUGCCUACUCCAGCCCCAGCGUCGUGCUCGCCUCCUACAACCACGACGGAUCCCGCAACAUCCUGGACGACUUCAGGGAGGCGUACUAUUGGCUGAGGCAGAACACGGACGACCACUCCCGCGUGAUGUCGUGGUGGGACUACGGGUACCAGAUUGCCGGCAUGGCCAACCGAACCACUCUGGUGGACAACAACACGUGGAACAACAGCCACAUAGCACUGGUUGGAAAGGCCAUGUCGUCCAAUGAGACGAGGGCUUAUGAGAUCAUGAAGGCCCUGGAUGUGGACUAUGUGCUGGUUAUAUUCGGAGGCGUGAUUGGCUACUCAGGCGAUGACAUCAACAAGUUCUUGUGGAUGGUGAGGAUUGCAGAGGGGGAACACCCCAAGGAGAUCAGGGAAGGUGACUACUUCACCCCCCAAGGAGAGUUCCGAGUGGACAAGGCCGGCUCCAAGACCCUGCUGAACUGUCUCAUGUACAAACUCUGCUACUACAGGUUUGGGGAGAUGCAGCUGGACUUCCGAACUCCCCCUGGUUUUGACCGGACCAGGAACGUGGAGAUAGGGAACAAAGACAUCAGUUUCCAGCACCUGGAGGAGGCCUACACCACGGAACACUGGCUGGUCAGGAUCUACAAGGUCAAGAAACAGGACAACCGGGUUAGAUUAGACCACACCGUCAGGAAGACUGACAUCAAGCCCAAAACCAAGUUCACUUCCAGAAAGUCGGGAAAAAGAAAACGAGGAUUCAUCAAGAACAAGAUGUUGAUAAAGAAGGGGAAGAGACCAUCCAGCAAGAACAAGAAACCCAGCAGGAAAACCUCCUCCAAGAAGUAAACAAGAACCAGCUGUCAAUCAACCAUCUGCACCGCCCCCCCUCCCCCCUGAGGAUCCAGUAGUUCAUCCAGAGGAGAGAAGUUUUUGAGAAGAAAAAUGAAAAAAUUUGAUGUAAGGUUACAAAAAAGUGUGUAAAAAACAGUGUAUACAAAUGCAAUUUAGACGCUCCAGAACUAGUAGUAGUGAUUUAGUUUUGACCAUUAGAUGACUUGAGUGUUCACUAUCUCAGCCCGGAUUUUGCAUGGAACCCAGAAAGUACAAUGUAGCUUGAUGAAUCUACACUAUAAAACAUUAGGAAUACUAGUAGUCACUGUUGACUUGCAUUCUAUCCUGCUAAAUGCUGCUGGGGUGGGAGUCCUGAUAAUUUUUGUGUCAUGUUCAACCAACACACUAGUACAAGGAAUAAAAUUGUAGCAACACAAAUCUGCAAACAAUACAUAUAGCUGUCAUGUAACUCUGCUUUUUGUGUUGUUGAAACAUCUUACAUCAAAGAUGUAUAAAGGGAUUGGAGGCUGGUGUAGGGGUUUUAGCAUUACCAUGAUCAUUAGUACCAUAUUCAUGAUAACCCCUAAUUCAGACUCCAACUGACAUUAAUGUACAAGUUUGAAAUGAUCCUCCCUUCACAUCCCAGAAAUUGUAUCAAUUUCAUGAUACUCGGAACUAUUCAAACAUGCCUUUAUUCAUGGGUAUGUCUAAUCUAUUAAUAUGUAUAAUGACCAUGUAUUUCAAUUGUCUAUGGUCAGUAAUUCUGCCUUAUUAAUUUCAUUAGGUUGCCACAGUUUAUAUUGGCUAUUAUCUUAAAUGGAUUUAUGCAAAUGUGGGAUGAAUUUCUAUUAAUACAACAUAUCGAAGUUCUGCAUUUAUUUUUGUCUUUUCUUGGUGGAUGGACUUGUGCAAGUAUGUACAAAUUUUGAUCUGUUGAUUUGUUAUCUACUUUUUGUACGUCUACAUACAACAUCAAGUUUCACAGCGAAUAUUACCAAACUGGGUUUUGUAUUUGUUCUACAUUUAGGACUGCAUGGCACUGAAAGCCUGAGAACUCUUUCACAAUAAACAUGCAAUAAUUUA